AUGAUGGCAUCCAACAAGGAGUCCACGCAGGCCAUUCACAGAGAAGCCGUAGGCCCAGACUACGUAUCCAAAAACCGUAAACCGGAGGCCACAGUCUCCACCGCCGUCUCGUUCCCAAAUGUCCAUAUCCUCGCCCAGACGCCGCAGUUGAUUGCACUGCUGACGAUAAUCAGAGAUGUCAACACAGACCGAGCUGACUUCAUCUUCUACUCUAACCGCAUCAUCCGCCUGCUGGUGGAGGAGAGCUUGAACCACCUUCCAGUCAUUGCGCAUGAGAUAAACACGCCUGUCGGACGGAGCUAUGCCGGUGUGAUGUUCCAAGGGAAGAUCUGUGGUGUGUCGAUUAUGCGGGCUGGCGAGGCCAUGGAGCAGGGCCUCCGGGAUUGCUGCCGCUCGGUGCGCAUUGGCAAGAUUCUGAUCCAGCGAGACGAGGAGACGUGCAUGCCGAAGCUUUUCUAUGAUAAGCUGCCGGAGGAUAUCGGUGAUCGAUGGGUGCUUCUCUUGGAUCCUAUGUUCGCAACAGGGCGCUCUGCAACGAUGGCUGUGGAUGUCCUCAAGUCCAGGGGCGUCCCGGAAGACCGCAUCUUAUUCGUUAACCUAAUUGCGAGCCCGGAAGGGAUCAAUGUCUUUGCAAAGAAAUUCCCCAAGCUCAGGGUCGUUACGGCAUUCAUAGACCAGGGAUUGGACGAAAAGAACUAUAUUGUCCCCGGCCUGGGAGAUUUUGGGGAUCGAUUUUAUACGCUUUAA
Pseudogymnoascus destructans is the source of this 747-nucleotide messenger RNA. It is a transcript of the gene FUR1, whose product is annotated as UPRTase. The record is from RefSeq and is a predicted model, not a curated record. Lineage: Eukaryota; Fungi; Ascomycota; Leotiomycetes; Thelebolales; Thelebolaceae. The coding region runs from base 1 to 747 and encodes 248 amino acids. The transcript is spliced from 5 exons.